AUGACAUUUUCCAUCCCCCAGCCUAUCCCCUCUCGCUCCUCUCACCCCGUCCACGCUCACCAACGUCCUCCCAUCCUUCGCUCUCAAUCCCACACCGCCGCUGUAUCCAACAACAACCCUGCCAACUCUUCAAUUCUCUCUUCUUCCUCCUCGUCCUCUUCUUCUUCUUCAACUACCCUGUCUGCCACCAACAACAACAACAACAACAAUGGACAUGGCGGUCUAGUCGGUCUAACAACCACCAGUGCCAACUCGAAGUUCGAUAUCGGUCGUCUCCUCGGUAACUCACAACGAAACACCAACAGCAACAAUAACCCUCGCAACUACCGCCACAGUCUUCAUCAUCCCGACAUUAACGAAGAUAUCAACCUUGCCAAUGACGAUAAUAACAAUAAGGACGACGAAGACGACGAAGAUGAGGAUAUAGAGGAUGCAGACGUGCGUCAUGAUAGUGGACAUUACACAGACAUGUCCGAGAUCCGCGGUAUUCCGAUUGGCAAACCAAGCUUCCGGUUUUUUAACAACAAUGGCGGCGACUUCAAGGCAAACGACUCACCUUUCGGUAUUGCAGGUGGCAGUGUCGAUAGUCGAGGCAGGGCAGGAGAGGAUCUGUCGCCUCGGUACCAACGUCAGCAACGAUACAGUCAUAGCAACAGUGACAGUCAUACCAGCAUCAACCUGAUGGCAGACAACCUCAAGGCCGCCAAAGCUGCCCAGGCCAAGGACUUGGCAAAGUACUCCCGGCUCACCGAUGAUGACGAGGACGAGCAAGAUGAUGAUACCCUUCAGCGACAAUACCACUACUACCACCUCGCUGCAACAGACACAAAGCGACCCGAUACCCAGAACCGCCAUGACCACACCAAUGAGUUGAUGCCGCAGUUCCCUUCACACAUUCAAUACCAGGAGGAGCAACAACAACGGCAACAAUCACCUCACGGCCAAGCAGGCUAUGUCCCUCCUCUUGUUGCUGCUGCUCCAAAGCGCAGUAACACCCCCUUGAGUUGCAACAACAGCAAGGGUCACUCCUCCCCUACUCCUUCCGAGUCGACCUAUCGUACUCACUCUCCCAGUCAAGCUCAUCCCAAUAUUUCUAUCGACACGUCCAAAGCCCGCCUGCAGAAUCUUCCUACGGUCAAAGCGACAACAACUAUCAACUCUAGGCCUGUGACCAAGGAUGUCCCAAAAUCGGUUGCAGCAGGAACAACUACAACAUCGACGACGACGACAGCAACAGUCAAGCGAGCUGCUUCCACCAGCCAGUUGCCCAAAUCUCACUCGUCGACCACACAAUUACAAUCUCGACCUGAGGGACAACUUGCUCUUGGACUGAAGAAAGGCCCUCCUUCGUCAUCGACAUCGUCUAUUUCGACUUCGACCCCCUCCUCUACCAUCUCACUAUCGUCGGUCGCCGCCACACCAGUCACCAGCAGCAACAGCUCAACGCGCCCUCUGAUGAUGGCCAGUCAGUCCCGGCUCAGCUCGGCCCUGCCUCCAGCACCGUCGAUGUACCAACAUACGUUCAGCACUUUUGAUACCCAACUUUCACCUUCUGUUCUCCUCCCUUCCCUCUCACCCUCAUCCCCUCGCGCCAACUCUGCCCUCGUCAACUCUUUGGAACAACUCUCGGUCUCAUGGAAGGCACCCGAGAACACUCCCAGCUUCCCCAUCAACCGCCUUCACCGCUCGCGAACCAUCUCUUCAGGAACACGACCCAGCUUCAACUCUUCCUUCUCGUCUACAACCUCCUUCCCCUUCAAUCAGAACGGCAGCAGCGCCGUCUCUCCCAGCACUGCCAUGGUGACUUCGUCCUCCUACAGCUCCCUGCCUUACUCCCCAGCAGUGGCCUUCCUCUCCAACUUUGUUGAGGUCACAGCCCCACGGAUGGCACCCGAUGAGGAAGGUGAACAAGUUGGCGAAUUCAUUAUGGGCAAGAUGAUCGGCCACGGUGGAUUCUCUCUGGUGCGCGAGGCGUUUGCAAUCCACAUGGACGGAAUGGUCGCGCAGGUAGCGGUGAAGAUUGUCAAGACCCAGACAGGGCUGACGGACAACGAUCGGGUGCAGAGGAUGUUGGACAAGGAAAUUGCCAUCUGGAGUCGUCUCACCCACCCGAACGUGCUUCCGUUUUUGGCCGUCGAGAAACUCCCGACGGACACGUUUGUGUUCUGUGAGCUAUGCACGGGUGGACACCUUUUGGACUAUAUCACUCGUGAGACCUCUGCAGCUGCUUCUUCGGCCGCCUCGACGUCGACUUCGGGCUAUGGUGGUGGAUGGGGCAGCAGCAGCAGCAGUAGUAGUAGGACGGGCUUGGAUGAGGAUCAUGCAAAACGAAUUUUUAACCAAGUCGCAGAAGCAGUUCGAUACCUUCACGAGGAGCGACGAAUCGUCCACCGCGACAUAAAACUCGAGAACAUCCUGCAGCACGAGGACGGAACCUGGAAGAUUUGCGAUUUCGGCCUGGCCGAGUACCAGAACGAGGAAGCAGCCUCGUACUUUGGCUCACCUACCAUCUACAACCCCCGAGCCAUGAACACUUCCGCCGACGAUAGCAACAGCCAAAGUCACUCUCACACCCUCUCCCAGGACGGGUGCUCGAGCCACGCCAGCACCAGCAGCACGAUGGUGGAGGAAGAUGACGAGGAAGAGGACAUGGUUGGAGGAUCACUCGCCUAUUGUUCACCUGAACAACUGCGAUCCCAAAAACCUCUCCGUUGUCCUUCGUCCGAUGUCUGGUCCCUCGGUGUGGUCCUCUAUGCCCUCCUUACCGGCCGUCUGCCCUUCCAGGACGAGUACGAACCACGACUCCAACACCAGAUCCUGAACGGCCGAUAUGAAGAUCCGACUGAAUGCAGUGCUGAGGCCCGCGAUUUGUUGAGACAUAUGUUCCGAUCCAAGCCUGACGAUCGCUGGAAGAUUGGACAGGUUAUGGAUAGCCCUUGGUGCACUGGGACCACUCUUGUUGCCGAGCCUGAGAAUCACUAUGGUGGCGGUGGUAGCAAUGGUGGUAGAAGCAAUGGGUUCGGUGGUGGGUUCGGCGGUGGAUUCGGAAGCGCGUUCGGCAAUGGUGGCUGGUAA
This is a messenger RNA of Linnemannia hyalina, 3075 nucleotides long. Lineage: Eukaryota; Fungi; Mortierellomycota; Mortierellomycetes; Mortierellales; Mortierellaceae. The record is from the annotation of a GenBank genome assembly.